This is a messenger RNA of Suhomyces tanzawaensis NRRL Y-17324, 1119 nucleotides long. RefSeq lists its product as uncharacterized. The record is from RefSeq and is a predicted model, not a curated record. Gene Ontology annotation, biological process: transcription elongation by RNA polymerase II; positive regulation of transcription elongation by RNA polymerase II. NCBI's taxonomy places the organism in Eukaryota, Fungi, Ascomycota, Pichiomycetes, Serinales, Debaryomycetaceae. The transcript has a single exon. Gene Ontology annotation, molecular function: RNA polymerase II C-terminal domain phosphoserine binding. The coding region runs from base 1 to 1119 and encodes 372 amino acids. Gene Ontology annotation, cellular component: nucleus; Cdc73/Paf1 complex.
AUGUCGGACGAAGAAUCAUUGCAUCGUAUCAGCGAUGACGAAUCCAAAAAUGACGUCGAUGACUUAUUCGGAGACUCCGAGGUGGAAGACCAGCCAAAUGAGCAGAACAGACAGCUGGAACCUGCAGAGGAAGAAGAGCAAGACGAGGACGAAGAAGAGGACGAGGACGAGUUGAAGACCAUCGACUUAUCGCUUCCUCGUCAUGCUAUCAACCAGAAGCCGGAACAAGACACAUACAUGCUCAAGAUGCCUGUGUUUCUCAAUGUGGAAGCACAUCCAUUUGACCCCAACGAGUUCAGAGACAAGGUCAAGCAGAAUGCCAUCGAGAGAGCCAAAACAGAUAUGACAGAUAAGCAAGUGAAGAGCGAGUUGGUGGCAGAGAAGUUGUUGAACGAAAACACCAUCAGAUGGAGAUACUCCAACAGUGGUAACGACGAGAUCAUCAAGCAGUCCAACGCACAUUUCGUCCUGUGGAGCGAUGGGUCAGUAUCGCUCAAGAUCGGAAGCGAGAUGUUUGAUUUCAAGCAAUUGCCCAUAAAUGACACCUUUUUUGUCAAAACCCACGACAGCUACGAGAUCUUACAGAAUGAUGCUAUCAUCAACAAGUCCGUCAACUUGAUACCUACCUCCACACACACUUCCACGCAUAGAAAGUUGACACAAGCAGUCAAGAACAUCCAAAAGAAGGACAAGAUCUUGAACACCAUCACCAACGACGAUCCUUUGUUGAAACAGAGAUUGGCCGAUGAAAACGAAAGAAAGACUCUCAAGUUGAGGAGACAGCUUGAGUCCAAGAGAAGACUCCAAGAGGAGAGAAUGGAUAGAGGAGCCAGUCCCGCCGGCAGAUACGGUGGCCGUGAGGAAAGAGAACCUGCGUACGAGAGAUUCGCCAGAACCUACGGAGGUGAUGAGUACGACGAGGAAGAUGAUUUCGUAGCCAACGAUGACGAGGAGGAAGAAGAGUUCGAUGAGGACGAGGAUGAAGAGGAGGAAUUUGAAAGAGGUGCCGAAAGAUUGAAGCAGUUGAAGCUGGACGGAGAUGCCAAGUACAGAUCGCAGGAACCCGAGGAGAGUAAGAGAAAGAGAAGAAGAAUCAUUGAUUCGGACGACGAUGAGUAG